AUGCUUCGCCAACUACCCCAGCCGCCGUCUCCACCACUGUCGCCCUCUCAAGAUGUUGCAGUAACUCAGCUCUCCGCUUGUGACUCUAGUGCCGUGACGCCCAGCGAGCUCAAGAGAAUACAGCGCCUGCGUCCAGUCAAGAGCGAGCAGUACCUGUCUCCAGCCAAGACGACGUUCGUGGAGACGAGAGCGAAGAGGACAUCCAGACGUGAAUACAAGAAGGACCAGGCUGCCGCACACAGCGAGGAUGAACCCUCCAGCGAUCUCGCAGUAAUUGUGAUGUACUUUUCGCAAAAUCUGACAAUUCCUUCGGUGCCAUGCACCCCAUCGCAGUGGUAUUUCUGCUCGUUGUUGACAGUCAACGUCUUUGGGAUAUUUUUCGAGAACACUGGAACACAAACAAACUACAUGUACGAUGAAUUUACGAGCGGAAAGGGUAGUGACCAGAUUAACUCGAUGCUGCAACACUUUAUUCGCACGGUAGUGAUUCCGUACGGCAAAAAGCAUCUCGUUGUCUAUGCAGACAACUGCACGGGGCAAAACAAGAAUUAUCACGUGAUCAAGUUCUUCUUGGCUUUGGUACACAUGGGUGUUCUCGAGCGAGUGGACUACAAGUUCUUUGUGAAAGGUCACACGAAGAACUCUUGUGACCGUGGAUUCGGUCACAUUCGCAAGCACGUUUCUCGCCAAGUUUGUUGGUACAAACCAGUAGUGACCGAGCUCUACAAGAACCUAAUGGGCGUGCAGCAGUACCAGAUAUUCUCCAUGGUUAAAGAUCAGCCUGGAGUUGUUUUGUGCCGCAAAGGGCCAGACGAUGAAGCGACAAGGCAUGAUCUGCGGCGAAAUGUUGAUGGAGUUGCCACCGAUGACAUCAAAGUAGAUCGCAUGUUCACUCACUUUCUGGAGGACUUAAAUCCACCUCCCCUCAACAGCGAAAAGAUGCUAGAUCUGCACAACAAAACUCACCCGUAUGUGCCGGAAGGGUUCCAAGAUGAUCCCAUCUAUGCAAAGCCAAGUGAACCGCAACAGGAAGACGCUAAAGCAGCAAAACAAGCUUGCCGAGAACAUCGAGCUUCAAUGGCUGCAGCAGCGAACGCUAACCAGGACCGCCGAGACAGGGAAGUUCAGGAUGAGAGUCGCCCUACUCCCAAGAAGGCUCUCUUGGCGUCCCGCAGCACGGGAUGCUGCAAAGUCGGUCUUCUUGGCCGUAUCAACUUGCUGUGCAGUUGGAGGCUGCAUGAAGCCUUCCACUGCAUGUUGCUCGUCGGUGGGUACGGGUAA
Phytophthora nicotianae INRA-310 is the source of this 1281-nucleotide messenger RNA. RefSeq lists its product as hypothetical. The transcript is spliced from 3 exons. NCBI's taxonomy places the organism in Eukaryota, Oomycota, Peronosporomycetes, Peronosporales, Peronosporaceae. The record is from RefSeq and is a predicted model, not a curated record. Bases 1 to 1281 code for a protein of 426 amino acids.